Messenger RNA from Triticum dicoccoides, 1101 nucleotides. RefSeq lists its product as uncharacterized. NCBI's taxonomy places the organism in Eukaryota, Viridiplantae, Streptophyta, Magnoliopsida, Poales, Poaceae. Gene Ontology annotation, biological process: lipid catabolic process. Bases 1 to 1101 code for a protein of 366 amino acids. The transcript is spliced from 3 exons. The record is from RefSeq and is a predicted model, not a curated record.
AUGGCGAAGCGCAUGAAGGUUCCGCCUAGUGAAGAAUUCAACGUUCUCACUAUAGGUGUGUUUGAGGAUGAUAGCGAGUCUCUUCACUUCCCUGAAGAAGAUGCGCCAGAAGUGGAUCAGGUCCACCUUAGAUCAGGUCGCCAGUUAGCUGACCCACAUCCUCCACCUAGAAAGGAGCCUAGGAACAAAGAUGUAACCGAGAAUGAGACAAUUGACCCGCCUUCUAAGGUGUCGGUCAAAUCCCCAAUCCCGUCUCCGCUCCCACCUCCUCUCCUCCUCUCCCAAGUCCCAACCCGCCAUGGAGAGGGAGCCGCCCACGCAGGUCCCCCCAGCGCCGCCACCGCCUACGGCUCGCCCCGCCGCAGGGCGUGGAAGCGGUGCGUCCACUCCGGCCACCACGACAGCGCCACCUGGGGCCACGCCACCGCCGCCGACUUCGCGCCCGUGCCCAGGAUGUGCCGCCUCGUCAUGGCCAACUACGCCCCGCCCGACCUCCUCGUCGCGCCUCCCCUCCUCCUCGACCCCUCAAACGUCGUGCGCCACCGCACCUACGCCGACACGGGGGGUCGGGUCACGCCCUACCUCGUCUACCUCGACCACGCGCAUGCCGACUUCGUGCUCGCGCUGCGCAGCCUCAACCUCGGCCAUGAGUCCGACUACGCGCUGCUCCUCGACAACCGCCUCGGCAAGCGCCGCUUCGACGGCGGCUACGUCCACAACGGCCUCCUCCGUGCCGCCGGCUGGGUGCUCGACAGGGAGUGCGACCUGCUCCGGGACCUCCUCGACCGGUACCCCGCCUACACGCUCACCUUCACAGGCCACUCCCUCGGCGCCGUAGUCGCCGCCAUGCUCACCAUGGUCGUCGUGCUCAACCUCGACAAGCUCGGCAAGGUCGAGAGGGGCCGCACCAGGUGCUACGCCAUGGCCCCCGCCCGCUGUAUGUCACUCAACCUCGCCGUCAGAUACGCCGAUGUCAUCAACUCCGUCGUGCUGGUGAUCGACGAGGACUACUGCGGCCCGAUGGGAGUCGUGCUCUUCAACUACUCGGAGGCAGACUUCACCGUGAAGCCCCGUGACCGUGUCAUAGAGAUUAUCAUCUAG